This is a messenger RNA of Aspergillus fijiensis CBS 313.89, 616 nucleotides long. RefSeq lists its product as uncharacterized. The transcript is spliced from 3 exons. The record is from RefSeq and is a predicted model, not a curated record. Bases 1 to 396 code for a protein of 131 amino acids. NCBI's taxonomy places the organism in Eukaryota, Fungi, Ascomycota, Eurotiomycetes, Eurotiales, Aspergillaceae.
AUGAAGCCCACCACAAUCCUCCUCGCAACCAUCCUCCCCGCCCUAGCCAUAUCAGCAGCCGCCCCCGACCCCGACCCCGAACCCGAAGCCCCCGAUACCGCGCCGGACGUCGAUCUCAGCGAAAGAGCGGACGCCAACCCCCCCAAGACAUGCAAGAUCAACAAGGCGAAUCCCCCGGAUAUCGCCCCAUUCUGGGAGCUCCCCUGCGCGUGCACCGGGCGUGCAGGGCAGUGGACCCUCGGGACCGAUAUCAAGCUUGUCUGCCGGACGGAGGUUGCUGGGACGGAUUGGUAUAAGACCAAAUCCGGGUUCUGGGUCCGGAACCUGAAGGCUGGAACGCCCGGACCGGGAUGUAAGGGCGGGAUCCCUGCGGGGCUGCCGAACUGCGAUAUCUGAACUUGGGUCACAGGGACAGGGACUUCUUCUUCGAGGUCCUUGCCUGCUUGCCCCGGAUCCCGGCGGCAGCCACUCACUCACUCACUCACUCACUCACUCACCACAAAAUGGAAUGCUGGGUCAUUUCACCUGAUCGGUCAACGCACAUGAAUGAAUGUUAUUUUGAUAGCGUCAAUCCCUCCAAAAGUGACCUACUUUGGUUGCAAGGUUCGGAAUUAGG